UAUUAUAUUGACGUCGUCUGGUCCUCACAUGAGGGUGUGUUUACAUCACGUCACAGCAGUUUUCCAAGAAGAUAACAAUUAAUCUGCAUCAUGUUUCAUGGGAUACAAGUUUCAGGAGGUGUAGGAGGAGCUCCUGCCAAUAAACCUGAAUUGUAUGAGGAGGUGAAAUUAUACAAGAAUGCAAGAGAACGAGAGAAGUAUGAUAACAUGGCAGAGUUGUUUGCUGUCGUCAAAACUCUGCAAGCCCUGGAAAAAGCUUACAUCAAAGACUGUGUCACACCCAAUGAAUACACUGCCUCCUGUUCCAGACUAUUGGUUCAGUAUAAGGCUGCAUUUAAACAAGUGCAGGGCUCUGAUGUUGGCUCCAUUGAUGACUUCUGCAGAAAGUACAGGCUGGACUGCCCACUGGCCAUGGAAAGAAUCAAAGAAGAUCGGCCAAUAACCAUCAAGGAUGAUAAGGGCAAUCUGAACCGCUGCAUUGCAGACAUAGUUUCUCUCUUCAUUACUGUGAUGGACAAACUGAGACUGGAGAUUAGAGCUAUGGAUGAGAUCCAGCCAGACUUGAGGGAACUGAUGGAAACUAUGAAUAGAAUGAGCAACAUGCCCCCCGACUCAGAGGCAAAGGACAAAGUCAGCCUUUGGUUGACCACUCUCAGCAGCAUGUCAGCCUCAGAUGAGUUGGAUGAUAAUCAGGUUCGCCAGAUGCUUUUUGACCUGGAGUCGGCCUACAAUGCCUUUAACCGUUUCCUUCACUCUUCUUAAAGCAUCUCUUCCUCAUGGACCUAAAAGUGUCGCUCUAAUACCUGCUCUGUCAAAGGAAACACUCUCUCACUCUUUUCUUGAAGAGAGUAGAAAUGUGUCGGCAAAAAGACCUCCUCUCUGUCCCUGUCUCUGUGUUUGUUUAGUCUGUCUUUAUUUAUGUUAAAUACAAAAAAAACUCCACCACCUCCUAAAGUAAACUCCUCUUUUUUGUGGUACAUUGUUCUGCUUGUAGUUCCAGUUGGUUUUGUGAUUUAUCCGGUGUUUAGCCGUGCUUGUCAGAUCAGACAUAAAGCAGGUUCGUCCUAAAUUUGAGUUGUCCCAAAAUGUAAUGGGUUUGAAAAGCACACACUCGUAAACAAAAGACAACCAUGGCCAAAACCUUUGUUUUGAGAGAUUAAUAUUUCCUAUUAGGUCGUUUUGUACCUAAAUGUAUGCAAGAUUUGCCACCUGGUGAUAUCUUGGGUAUUUUAUUUUCUAAUUGACAUUUUAACUAAGGGAUUUAGUCAUAGAGUAAGAGUAUAUGUUUUGAUAAAUAAGGGUAAACAUUUGUUUCAACUUUAAAUCUGAAAAUUAGUCAGCCUAUUGAAAUGAUGGUGGAAGGAAAUUGUUCUGUUAUUGUGUCCAUUGUUUUCUGUUAACAUGUAUCGUUCAUAUUCAAAGUGAGUCACAUUUAGUGAGUAAGUGAGAGAUGGACACACUGUCUUUGUUUUUCUUAUUGAAUAUUAACCCACCCUUUUGGAAGACAUUAAGGAAAAUGUGUAAUAAGAUUUAUCAAUGUAUAUAAUAGUGGUGAUUUUUAAAUAUAAGCACGUGUGAUCUUUUUAGAAAUAAAAUGUAAAAGUCUA
Molecule: messenger RNA, 1607 nt
Organism: Cynoglossus semilaevis (tongue sole)
Lineage: Eukaryota; Metazoa; Chordata; Actinopteri; Pleuronectiformes; Cynoglossidae
Gene: vps28
Product: VPS28 subunit of ESCRT-I
Exons: 10
Coding region: 91-762 (223 amino acids)
Biological process (GO): protein transport to vacuole involved in ubiquitin-dependent protein catabolic process via the multivesicular body sorting pathway
Cellular component (GO): ESCRT I complex
Molecular function (GO): protein-containing complex binding
Source: RefSeq, a predicted model, not a curated record